AUGUGCGGCAUCUUGGGCUACGCGAACAGCAACGUGCCACGCACGGUGGAGCAGAUCUUGGACAUUCUUCUUCGCUGUAUUCAGAGGGUGGAGUACCGCGGCUACGACAGCGCAGGCCUCGCCAUCGACGCAAACAUCGGCAGCGGCACGGAGGACGGCACCGCCGCCAGUGCGCCGACGCCGCGCCCUUGUGUGGUGCGCAGCGUCGGCAACAUUGACCAGCUCCGCAAGAAGGUGUUCAGCGAGGCGGUCGCCGCGACGCUGCCACCGAUGGACGCCACGACGAACCACCACGUUGGCAUUGUGCACACGCGGUGGGCCACGCACGGUGUUGUGUGCGAGCGCAACUGUCACCCACAGCAGAGCAACAACGGCGAGUUCACCAUCGUGCACAACGGCAUCGUCACGAACUACUCCGCGCUGAAGGGGCUCCUCACGGCGGAGGGGUACGUCUUCUACUCCGGCACCGACACAGAGGUUAUUAGCGUCCUCUCCGAGUACCUGUACACGCGCAAGGGCGUCCACCAGUUCGCCGACCUGCUGCUGGAGCUGUCGAACAUGGUGGAGGGAAGCUACGCGUUGCUUAUCAAGAGCAUCUACUUUCCUGGUCAGGUGGCGGCGAGCCGCCAGGGAUCGCCGCUGAUGGUCGGCAUCCGGCAGACAGACAACCGCGGCUGCGUGGUGGAGCUGCAGUCGUGCGACUUCACCGACCCAUCGGGGCCGCUCGAGGUGUUCUUCUCCUCCGACUCGAACGCGUUCGCCGAGUACACGCGCGACGUUGUGUACCUCGAGGACAACGACAUUGUUCACUACUGCGACGGCGCACUGCGCUUCUACAACGUAGCGGACCGCAAGAAGUCCAUCAUCAAGCGCGAGGUGCAGCACCUGGGGACGAAGCUGGAGGGUCUGUCCAAGGGCAACUACGCGCAUUUCAUGCUCAAGGAGAUCUACGAGCAGGCAGAGUCCGUCAUCAGCUCCAUGCACGGCCGCAUCGACUUCAGUAGCGGGACAGUGCAGCUCGGCGGCUUCACCCAGCAGAACAUCCGCGCCAUUCUCGCCAGUCGCCGCAUCCUCUUCAUCGCGUGCGGUACCUCGCUGCACAGCUGCAUCGCUGUGCGGCCACUCUUCGAGGAGCUCGUGCCACUGCCGAUAUCCAUCGAAAAUGCCUCCGACUUCAUUGACCGCAGGCCGCAGAUCCAGCGGAACGACGCGUGCUUCUUCAUCUCGCAGUCCGGCGAGACCGCUGACACGCUCAUGGCGCUGAAGCUGUGCAGCGAGGCUGGCGCGAUGUGCGUCGGCGUCACGAACGUCGUUGAGUCUAGCGUCAGCCGGCUGACGCACUGCGGCGUCCACCUGAAAGCUGGCGUCGAGGUCGGUGUGGCGUCAACGAAGGCAUACACGUCACAGGUGAUCGUGAUGACGCUGGUGGUGCUCUUGCUCAGCAGCGACUCGGUGCGGCUGCAGGAGCGCCGCAACGAGAUCUUGCGCGGUCUGUCCGAGGUGCCAGCAAAGAUUACCGAGGUGCUCAGGGUCACACACGACCCCAUGAAGGCGCUGGCGGCGCGCCUGAAGGAGAGCCACUCCGUCAUUGUGCUCGGUCGCGGCUACGACCUGGCUACCGCGAUGGAGGCGGCGCUGAAGGUGAAGGAGCUGAGCUACGUUCACAUGGAAGGCAUUCACAGCGGCGAGCUCAAGCAUGGGCCGCUCGCGCUGAUUGAUGAGACGGUGCCGGUGCUGGCGAUGUGCACAAAGGACAAGCACUUCGACUUGAGCAAGGCAGCGGUGCAGCAGGUGAACGCUCGCAACGGCUCCGUCGUCGUCUUCACGACCGAGGUAGACGCUGAGCUGAGGGCGGCCGCGAGCGAGAUAGUCCUUGUUCCAGCGACGGUGGACUGCCUUCAGUGUGUCAUCAACGUUAUUCCGUUCCAGUUGCUUGCCUACUACAUGGCGCUGCUGCGCGGCAAUAACGUUGACUGCCCGCGCAACCUGGCCAAGAGUGUCACCGUGCAGUAG
Leishmania mexicana MHOM/GT/2001/U1103 is the source of this 2013-nucleotide messenger RNA. RefSeq names its product putative glucosamine-fructose-6-phosphate aminotransferase. The coding region runs from base 1 to 2013 and encodes 670 amino acids. The record is from RefSeq and is a predicted model, not a curated record. Gene Ontology annotation, molecular function: carbohydrate derivative binding; L-glutamine:D-fructose-6-phosphate transaminase (isomerizing) activity. The transcript has a single exon. Gene Ontology annotation, biological process: protein N-linked glycosylation; UDP-N-acetylglucosamine metabolic process; carbohydrate derivative biosynthetic process. Lineage: Eukaryota; Euglenozoa; Kinetoplastea; Trypanosomatida; Trypanosomatidae.